GGCGUGGUAAGCUUGAGAUGUUGCACCCUACUUGAGAAUUUCUAACUCUAUACCUGAUCUACUCUCAUCCUAUGAUGAUUUUUCUAAGUUCAUUACUUGAAUGGGAGCAAAGAGAACCCAAAAGGAGAUUACUGUAUUUUGCAAAUGGGGUGGCCCCCCAGAGAGAAUAAUCAAUCUCAGAAGGUGAAACUAAAACGCGCAUUAUGCAUCAGAACAGAGACAAAGAUAUGGGAACGGUAAGUGUGAUGAUAAGUUACGAUAUUUACCACACACGCACACGCACACCAACUGUUUGUUAAAAGUUCCAAACCAGCAAUGGAUAUUAGGUUAGGUGACCGAACAAACAGCAAGAUGCGGUAGACCCAAUGCCAUGGCCUACCUUGAUUGCUUGCCUAUGCCUGCAACACGGCCAUGGAAGAAUAUUCAGAUGGAAGCCCAUUUCAGAAAAAGCCACCAACUUUCUUCUCUUGGGGGGUGGGUGAAAGUUGGAAAGAGGCACAGCACAUGCCUUUGUUAACCGCUUCUGUACUCGUGGGAUGAUUGUUCGGAUAAACUGGGGAUGUCGGCAUUCACGAUUACCUCAGUUCUUCUUUAUUUCUGCCUCGCAAUGUCGUCUCUCGACAGCUCCACUUUCAACCUCCCCCUGCCCUCACCCCUAUUUUUUUGCCAUUUUGGUUAAUUGGGCUGAAACUGACGCUAAAACUGAUACCCCAUUCUUUUAUUUUCAGGAUGUACUGUCCACGUGGCUUCUUCUUUGUUCCUAUUAUCUCUACUCUUCACGAAAAGAUUGGUUGAAAUAUCUUUUUCCAUCACUAACCAAUAUAAAUACAGAGCUCUCUUCUGCGUUUCUCUUACACCCAAUUCGCUGACAUUCUUGUUUUUCUCUCUGCGGCUUCCUUGGAUUGUUGUAAAAUGACUUCCCCAUUAUGUGUUUUUCUUCUAUUGGUCGUGUUUUCACCUGGAAAUGUCGCUUUUGCGACUGUUUUUACGCUUCAGAAUCAUUGCAGCUACACGCUAUGGCCGGGAACGCUCUCCGGCAAUGGUGCGGCGGUUCUUGGCGACGGCGGUUUCCCUCUGGCCCCUGGUGCUUCUGUACAACUGACGGCCCCGAACGGCUGGUCUGGUCGGUUCUGGGCACGAACUGGCUGCGAGUUCGACAUCUCCGGCAAUGGGAAAUGCCAGACGGGUAACUGCGGCGGCGCACUUAAAUGCAUCGGCGGUGGCGAGCCGCCAGUCACACUGGCGGAAUUUACCAUUGGCUCAACCAGUGGCGAAAUGGAUUUUUACGACAUUAGCCUCGUCGACGGCUACAAUGUGGGCAUCGGCGUCCGGGCAAGCGGCGGUACCGGCAACUGCCAAUACGCCGGCUGCGUCACGGACUUGAACGGAAUCUGCCCGUCGGAAUUGCAAGUGAUUGAUUCGGGCUCCGUCGUGGCCUGCAGGAGCGCCUGCGCGGCCUUCAUGAAGCCGGAAUUCUGCUGCACCGAGGACCACUCGACACCGCAGACAUGCCCACCAACGUCUUACUCACAAAUGUUCAAGAACGCAUGUCCGGCAGCGUACAGCUACGCCUACGACGACGCUUCGAGCACUUGCACAUGUAAGGGAUCGGACUACCUCAUUAGCUUUUGCCCAUCCGGUUGAUCCUAUAUGUUCUUAAUUAUAUGAAUCUCUUUCAAGUGAUUGUAGUAUUAAACAGUAACUACCUUGGUUUGAUUUCUUAAAGAAAUAUUAUUCAAAUUCGUAUCUGAAAAA
Cucurbita maxima (winter squash) is the source of this 1755-nucleotide messenger RNA. RefSeq names its product pathogenesis-related protein 5. The record is from RefSeq and is a predicted model, not a curated record. Bases 913 to 1644 code for a protein of 243 amino acids. The transcript is spliced from 2 exons. Gene Ontology annotation, cellular component: extracellular region. Gene Ontology annotation, biological process: defense response. NCBI's taxonomy places the organism in Eukaryota, Viridiplantae, Streptophyta, Magnoliopsida, Cucurbitales, Cucurbitaceae.